Molecule: messenger RNA, 2577 nt
Organism: Closterium sp. NIES-67
Lineage: Eukaryota; Viridiplantae; Streptophyta; Zygnematophyceae; Desmidiales; Closteriaceae
Source: the annotation of a GenBank genome assembly
GAGUAUGAGGAGCGGAGAAGGAGAGGAGCGGCGGAGGAGGAGAGGAGCGGGGGAGCAGAGGAGUGGAGGAGCGGAGGGGCAGAGGAGCGGAGGAGGAGAGGAGAGGAGGAGGAGAGGAGCAGCGGAGGAGAGGAGCGGAAGAGGAGAGGAGCGGCGGAGCAGAGGAGCGGCGGAGCAGACAAGUAGAGGAGGAGAGGAGCGGAGGAGGAGACGAGCGGAGGAGAGGAGGAGCGGAGGAGGAGAGGAGCAGAGGAGGAGAGGAGCGGCGGAGCAGAGGAGCGGCGGGGCAGAGAAGCGGAGGAGGAGAGGAGCAGAGGAGCAGAGGAACGUCGGAGGAGAGGAGCAGAGGGGCAGAGGAGCGGCGGAGGAGAGGAACGGCGGAAGAGAGGGGCGGGGGAGGAGAGGGGCGGAGGAGGAGAGGAGCGGAGGAGGAGAGGAGCGGCGGAGCAGAGGAACGGCGGAGCAGACAAGCGGAGGAGGAGAGGAGCGGAGGAGCAGAGGAGCGGAGGAGCAGAGGAGCGGGAGGAACAGAGGAGCGGAGGAGCAGAGGAGCGGAGGAGCAGAGGAGUGGAGGAGCAGAGGAGCGGAGGAGCAGAGUAGCGGAGGAGGAGAGGAGCCGAGGAAGAGAGGAGCAGAGAAGCAGUGUAGCGGAGGAGCAGAGGAGCGGAGGAACAGAGGAGCGGAGGAGCAGAGGAGCAGAGGAGCAGAGCAGCGGAGGAGGAGAGGAGCGUUGGAGAAGAGGAGCGGAGUAGCAGAGGAGCGGAGUAGGAGAGGAGCGGCGGAGGAGGAGAGGAGCGGGGGAGCAGAGGAGCAGAGGAGCGGAGGAGCGGAGGGGCAGAGGAGCGGAGGAGGAGAGGAGAGGAGGAGGAGAGGAGAGGCGGAGGAGAGGAGCGGAGGAGGAGAGGAGGGGCGGAGCAGAGGAGCGGCGGAGCAGACAAGCAGAGGAGGAGAGGAUCGGAGGAGGAGAGGAGCGUCGGAGGAGAGGAGCAGAGGGGCAGAGGAGCGGAGGAGCAGAGGAGCGGGAGGAACAGAGGAGCGGAGGAGCAAAGAAUCGGAGGAGCAGAGGAGCAGAGGAGCAGAGGAGCGGAGGAGCAGCGGAGUGGAGGAGCAGAGUAGUGGAGGAGAAGAGGAGCAUCGGAGCAGAGGAGCGGGAGGCAGAGAGGAGCGGAGUAGCAGACGAGCGGAGGAGGAGAGGAGCGGCGGAGGAGGAGAGGAGUGGCGGAGGAGGAGAGGAGCAGGGGAGCAGAGGAGCAGAGGAGGAGAGGAGGGGCGGAGCAGAGGAGCGGCGGAGCAGACGAGCGGAGGAGGAGAGGAGCGGAGGAGGAGAGGAGCGGAGGAGAGGAGGAGCGGGGGAGGAGAGGAGCGGCGGAGGAGAGGAGCGGAGGAGGAGAGGAGUGGCGGAGCAGAGGAGCGGCGGAGCAGACAAGCGGAGGAGGAGAGGAUCGGAGGAGGAGAGGAGCAUUGGAGGAGAGGAGCAGAGGGGCAGAGGAGCGGAGGAGCAGAGGAGCGGGAGGAACAGAGGAGCGGAGGAGAAGAGGAUCGGAGGAGCAGAGGAGCGGAGGAGCAGAGGAGCGGAGGAGCAGCAGAGCAGAGGAGCAGAGUAGUGGAGGAGGAGAGGAGCGUCGGAGCAGAGGAGCGGGAGGCAGAGACGAGCGGAGUAGCAGACGAGCGGAGGAGGAGAGGAGCGGCGGAGGAGGAGAAGAGCAGGGGAGCAGAGGGGCGGAGGAGCGGAGGAGCGGAGGAGCGGAGGUGGAGAGGAGCGGAAGAGGAGAGGAGCGGAGUAGCAGAGGAGCGGAGUAGCAGAGGAGCGGAGGAGGAGAGGAGCGGCGGAGGAGAAGAGGAGCAGGGGAGCAGAGGAGCGGAGGAGCGGAGGGGCAGAGGAGCAGAGGAGGAGAGGAGCGGAGGAGGAGAGGAGCGGCGGAGGAGAGGAGCGGAGGAGGAGAGGAGUGGCGGAUCAGAGGAGCGGCGGAGCAGACAAGCGGAGGAGGAGAGGAGCGGAGGAGGAGAGGAGCAGAGGAGAGGAGGAGCGGAGGAGGAGAGGAGAGGAGGAGGAGAGGAGCGGCGGAGGAGAGGAGUGGAGGAGGAGAUGAGGGGCGGAGCAGAGGAGCGGCGGAGCAGACAAGCGGAGGAGGAGAGGAGCGGAGGAGGAGAGGAGCGGAGGAGAGGAGGAGUGGAGGUGGAGAGGAGCGGAGGAGGAGAGGAGCGGCGGAGCAGAGGAGCGGCGGAGCAGAAAAGCGGAGGAGGAGAGGAGCAGAGGAGCAGAGGAGCGUUGGAGGAGAGGAGCAGAGGGGCAGAGGAGCGGCGGAGGAGAGGAGCGGUGGAAGAGGAGGGGAGGAGGAGAGGAGCGGAGGAGGAGAGGAGCGGCGGAGCAGAGGAGCGGCGGAGCAGACAAGCGGAGGAGGAGAGGAGCGGAGGAGGAGAGGAGCGUCCGAGGAGAGGAGCAGAGGGGCAGAGGAGCAGAGGAGCAGAGGAGCGGGAGGAACAGACGAGCGGAGGAGCAGAGGAGCGGAGGAGCAGAGGAGCGAAGGAGCAGAGGAGCGGAGGAGCAGAGUAGUGGAGGAGGAGAGGAGUGUCGGA